AUGUUUAAACUAAAUCCUCAGCUAUACGAAAAGAUCAAGCAUUUUGCAAAGUUUCCUCAAACUGGAGUCUCUUUGAGACAAAUGGUCAUGUUUGGCCAAAAGCCUUCACCAGCUACAUUCUUCAAAGCAAGCCAAUUUUUACAUGAGGAACUACCUAUUCGUUUGGCCCAUCGUGUGAAAGAAUUAGACGAGCUACCUCGAAGUCUAGGCGAUAUGCCAUCCAUCAUCAAAGUGAAGAACUGGUAUGCACAAUCAUUUCAGGAAUUAAUAGAACUACCACCGCCAGAGAUCACCUCAGAAUUGAAAGCCUCCUUUCGAGAUGCAGCCAAAAAUUCCCAAUCGUUACCUCAAAGUUCACCCAACCUCGCUAUUCCACAGUCGAAACCAACCGGAAAAUACUAUCCGACAAUAGGACAUCGAUACUACAACAAUUUUGAAAACAUCAAGUGCACACCUCCUAUACUGUCGUACACGGAUUCAUUCGUGAAAGCCAUCGAGAAUAUUAAACGAAGACACGAUCCAGUAGUGACGACCAUGGCACAGGGUAUCAUGGAAUACAAACAGCAUCGAAAAACGAGUAUGAUCGAUGCAGACGUUCAGCAGUUUCUGGAUCGUUUCUACAUGUCCAGAAUUGGUAUUCGAAUGUUGAUAGGUCAGCAUUCAGCACUGUAUCGCGGCCCAUUUAUGCGAAAUUAUGUAGGUGUCAUAUGCACCAGGACAAACAUUAAAGACAUUGCUCAAGAUGCCAUUGCCAAUGCCCGAUUCAUUUGUGAGGAUCAUUACGGACUGUUUAGAGCCCCGGAGGUAAAGAUGUUUUGUCCUGGCGACAUUGAAUUCAUGUAUGUGCCAUCGCAUUUGAACCAUAUGGUGUUUGAGUUGCUCAAAAACUCGUUGCGUGCUGUGGUUGAGAGAUUUGGUCCUGAUUACGAGGAUGAAUACCCACCUAUCAAGCUAGUUAUUGCACAUGGAAAAGAGGAUAUUACUAUAAAAAUCUCAGAUGAAGGUGGUGGAUUGCCUCGUUCUGGUAUUCCAGUUGUUUGGACAUACAUGUACACAACAGCACAAGCUCAAGAAUUGGAACCAGAGUUUAACAAGUCAGAGUUCAAAGCACCCAUGGCAGGCUUCGGUUAUGGAUUGCCCAUUUCAAGACUGUAUGCGAGAUACUUUGGUGGUGAUUUGAAGUUGAUAUCAAUGGAAGGGUAUGGUACUGAUGCAUAUCUCCAUUUGAACCGCCUUUCAAAUAGUGACGAACCACUCAUCAUGUAA
Mucor velutinosus is the source of this 1266-nucleotide messenger RNA. RefSeq lists its product as uncharacterized. Bases 1 to 1266 code for a protein of 421 amino acids. The record is from RefSeq and is a predicted model, not a curated record. Gene Ontology annotation, molecular function: pyruvate dehydrogenase (acetyl-transferring) kinase activity. NCBI's taxonomy places the organism in Eukaryota, Fungi, Mucoromycota, Mucoromycetes, Mucorales, Mucoraceae. Gene Ontology annotation, biological process: protein phosphorylation; regulation of glucose metabolic process. The transcript has 8 exons. Gene Ontology annotation, cellular component: mitochondrion.